This is a messenger RNA of Ricinus communis (castor bean), 1416 nucleotides long. RefSeq names its product putative F-box/FBD/LRR-repeat protein At4g03220. Bases 1 to 1416 code for a protein of 471 amino acids. The record is from RefSeq and is a predicted model, not a curated record. Gene Ontology annotation, molecular function: protein binding. The transcript is spliced from 3 exons. NCBI's taxonomy places the organism in Eukaryota, Viridiplantae, Streptophyta, Magnoliopsida, Malpighiales, Euphorbiaceae.
AUGGCAGACCAGGCAAUUCAAGCUUGCUCGGAGAUAGAGCCCGACAGAUUUAGUACUCUUCCUGAUGAACUUAUUCACCACAUUCUUUCGUUCCUUAAUAUAGAUGACAUUCUCAGAGCGACCUGCUUGUCGAAAAGAUGGAGAGAUCUAUGCCUUUUGAACUCAUCCAUAACUAUUGAUUCAUCGUUGAUAAGGCAAUCUGGUAUCGACCCCUCUGAUAUAACAAAAUCUCUGUACUUGUUCUUGUUUCGCCGAGGUUAUGUAAAGAUUACAAGUCUUUGUAUGGUUUGGAGUUCUUUCUACCUCAGCUAUCGAGCUGUGAUAUAUUUGCUCUACUCAUUCGCAUGUGAAGUUGAAGAAAUCAAGCUUAGAUUAAUGGAAAACACUGAUAUUUAUUCCUUGCCAAGGGAACUCUAUAGAUGUCAAUCUUUGCGGUCUUUGAGUUUGGAUCUUGGGUAUGGAUCGGUUAAAUUCCCUUCUACGUUCACAUUCACUAAUCUUGAGCACUUGCAUCUGAAAGACAUGAAAAUCCACGAUGGUUUUGGAGAAUGGAUUUCGACCUGUCGCACUAUCAAGAAACUAUAUCUUGAAGAAACUUAUGGGAUGGAGAACAUCAACAUCGAGAGUUCGUCCUUGGAACUUUUCGAACUCAUAAAUGAUUCUAACUCUAGACUCGUCAAUAUCAGUGUUUCAGGUGACAGAAUUGAGUCAUUAUCUGUGCAGUGGAAUUUCAACUCUUCUACAGGCAAAUUGUUGAGAUUUCGCACUCCCAAUCUUAAGUACUUCAGAUGGAGUGGAAAUUUUGUAUCUCAAAUUACAAUGCAAAAUUUGUUGCAUUUAGAAUCUGCAGUGUUGUCUCUUAUUCCUGCUAAGGAAUACACCUCUCCUAUUUCGUGCAACCUACUUGGCAGUGUGGAAAGUACUAAAACUCUACACAUUGAUGGCGAAACUAUAAUGGAUCUAUAUGAGCAUGGUUGCUUGACAAGGCCAUCCUAUGAUGUACAAAACUUAUUCAUACAUGUCAAUGAAGAUGAGGAUUUAAAUGUAACAUUCUUUCCUCCAGCAAUUGUAUCUCUUCUUACUGGAGUGCAUAACUUGAAAACUUUAUGCAUCCAAGGGGAAAACUCUGACAAUAAGAGAAGUUUACUACCUUUUGAAGGAUGCGGGCUUGAUACGAGGUAUUGGGAAAGCCAAAACUUGCCAUGUUUUGAUGAAUUGGAGAAAGUAAAGUUGGCCGUUUUCAAUGGAGGAAACGAAUUGGAGCUUGGAAAAUAUUUGCUAAAGCAUGCUAAAUAUCUCAAGGAGAUGAUCAUCUUUCACUUUGCUUCUUUACCAUCUCAUGUUAACGAGAGGUUAAACCAAUUCAAAUUGGCCUCUGAUCAGAUGGCAUCUAUAGUUGUUUUCAAGACAAAAUAA